Nicotiana attenuata is the source of this 708-nucleotide messenger RNA. Its product is annotated as ERAD-associated E3 ubiquitin-protein ligase HRD1B-like. NCBI's taxonomy places the organism in Eukaryota, Viridiplantae, Streptophyta, Magnoliopsida, Solanales, Solanaceae. The transcript has a single exon. Gene Ontology annotation, cellular component: nucleus. Gene Ontology annotation, molecular function: ubiquitin protein ligase activity. The record is from RefSeq and is a predicted model, not a curated record. Bases 1 to 708 code for a protein of 235 amino acids.
AUGAGCAACUCUCAUACUCAUCCUUCUUCCCAACUAGCCCAUAAUGAGGCACGCCAUUCUUCUCCAAAUUAUAAUGGAAAUAAUCACAGAUCAGUUCGUCAUCACCAGACAAAUUAUGUUCCAUCUUCUCCUCCUCAUUCAAGUUAUGACACAAUAUCUACUGGUGAGUAUUCGAAUAGAAUUAACAUAACUAAUUUGAGCAAUCGUAAUUCAGUGAAUAGGGUCUUAAGGCCAGGUGUAGUAGACAAUCUGCAUGGCCGAUCCUCGCAAAAUAGGAGCAAUCCGACAAUUUAUGCUCAGUUAUUACGUGAAGUAAUUCAUGACCAUAUAGAUGUCACUGAUCCCUUUGAGUUGCUUCGGUUAAUGCUUGAACGUCAUGAUUCACUUCACCUUACUGGCGUUCGUGAGGAGAAAGAGAAGGAUGUUUUAUUUAGGUAUUUGAAAACAAGAACUCAUCAUGUUCCUACGCCUAAAGAUGAAGUUAAUAGUCCCACGAAAGCUGAAAUAGUUGUUGAUAAAGAGUUAUCAGAGAUUUGUGCGAUAUGUAUGGCAGAAUAUGAACAUGAAGAGAAAAUUGGAACACUUCAAUGUGGACAUGAAUAUCAUAGAGAUUGCAUCAAACAUUGGUUGUUGAGGAAGCAUAACUGUCCAAUGUGCAGAGCUCCAGUUUUUCCUUCACAACAACAUAGAUUAUGGAGAGGCAUUUAA